Molecule: messenger RNA, 1029 nt
Organism: Vombatus ursinus (common wombat)
Lineage: Eukaryota; Metazoa; Chordata; Mammalia; Diprotodontia; Vombatidae
Product: protocadherin beta-2-like
Exons: 1
Biological process (GO): homophilic cell-cell adhesion
Cellular component (GO): plasma membrane
Molecular function (GO): calcium ion binding
Source: RefSeq, a predicted model, not a curated record
UUCAAAGGGAACAAAGAGUAUUUGCAGCUGCACCCUAAAACCGGGGAUUUGCUCCUGAGAGAGAAACUGGAUCGGGAGGAGCUGUGCGGCCCCGCCGAACCCUGUGUGCUGCCUUUUAAGAUCUUACUGGAAAAGCCCUUUCAGAUUGUUCUGGCUGAAUUAAGGGUACAAGAUAUUAAUGAUCAUUCACCAGUGUUCUCAGAAACUGAAAUGCUUCUAAAAAUCCCGGAGAGCACCACCCCUGGUACUGUGUUUCUACUAGAAAAUGCUAGAGAUUUAGACGUAGGAAACAACAGUCUCCAGAACUAUGCAAUCAGUCCCAACUCCCUUUUCCAUAUUCAAAUUCGAGAGAGCAGUGAGGGCAGGAGAUACCCCGAGCUUGUACUGGAUGAGCCAUUGGAUCGGGAGAAGCAAUCUGAGGUCACUUUAACUCUCACUGCAGUGGAUGGGGGAGUCCCACCAAGGUCUGGAACUGCCCAAAUCCGAGUCCUCGUAGUGGAUAUCAAUGACAAUGCGCCCGUGUUCACUCAGUUCCAAUAUGAGGUUCAAAUCCCUGAGGACAGUUCCGUUGGAUCCAAGGUUGUCACAGUCUCUGCCACAGACUUAGACGUAGGGAAUUAUGGAGAUAUAUCUUAUAUAUUUUUGUAUCCCUCUGAAAACAUUCGUAAAACGUUUCACCUUAAAGAGAAAUUGGGAGAACUUUAUUUAAAGGAAAAAGUGGAUUUUGAAUCAACUCAAUCUUACACUAUAAAUAUUCAAGCCACAGAUGGUGGAGGUCUUUCUGCAGAAUGUACCGUUGUUGUUCAGGUGAUAGAUCUGAAUGACAAUCCUCCAGAACUGACUAUAUCUUCACUUACCAGUCCCAUCCCAGAGAACUCUCCUGAGACAGUGGUCGCUGUUUUUGGUGUUUCAGAUCUUGACUCUGGAGAAAAUGGAAGGGUGGUUUGCUCCAUCCAAGAUGACCUUCCUUUUGCCCUGAAAUCUUCCGUUGAGAACUUCUACACAUUGGUAACAGAGGGAGCACUGGAC